CGUGCAUUUUAUUCCAGUUCUGUAUGUGGAGCCGGAGCCGGAGCUGGCCGAGGGGUUUUGUUGAGAAAUGAGUUUUCAAGUCUCUUUCUCUCUCCACAAGUGUCAUUUACAGCGAAGCCUUUGUGUCGGUAAAACUGAUGUUCCAAUUAGCACUAUGGCUUCAAAAGGGACAACUUCGUUCAUUAUUUGAAAGCAGGUUUUCCCUUAAAAUAAUUUCCUCAACAUACCUCAGAUCAUUGUGCCUUUAAAAUGGAGGCUACAGAACCAGUGCCAAGUUUAAACUCUGCCUAUGUCCCCUCUGCUUUUGUGGACGAUGACUCUUCAGAGGAAAAUACAGACCACAGUUCAACUGCAUCUCUGCUGCCCAAUCAUGACUCUGUCCCUCUACCUGUGCGCUACAGCCCCAAAGACUCUUAUAAUUUAGUCUACAUCAUCUUCUUCCUCAUGGGCAUAGGCUCCUUGUUGCCCUGGAACUUCUUUAUAACAGCAAAGAACUACUGGCUCUACAAACUCAGUAACCACAGCCUUCCCAUCAAACCAGACGAGGAGCGGUCAGACCUUAGCGACUAUUUUGAAAGUUAUUUAGCCAUCGCUUCCACUGUGCCCUCUGUGCUGUGUCUGAUACUCAACUAUGUUCUUGUUAACAGGUUAUCACCAAAAGCACGUAUCUUGUCCUCUCUGGUUGUGAUCUUGGUGAUCUUUGUAGUGACCACUGUCCUGGUGAAGGUGGACAUGUCCAACUGCACCAUGGAGUUUUUUGUGGGAACUUUAGUGAGUGUGGCCAUCAUCAGCGGAGCCUCAAACCUGUUCUCCGGUAGCGUGUUCGGCAUCACAGGACACUUUCCCAUGAGAAUCUCCCAGGCCCUCAUCUCAGGCCAGGCCAUGGGAGGAACUCUGAGUGCUCUCGCGUCAAUCAUUGACCUCGCAGCUGCUAAAGAUGUGACUGACAGUGCUCUGGCUUAUUUCCUGACCGCAGAUGUCUUCAUCCUCCUCUGCAUUUCCACCUACCUUCUGCUGCCAAAACUGGAAUAUUCAAGACACUACAUGUUGGCUGCAGAGUGCUCCAGUUCAGUUGUGAUUAAUGAGGCAGGGGGCAGAGAGAAAGUAUCUACCCCUCCUUUGCAGCCCAUCCUCAGAAAGACCUGGGUCCUGGGUCUAUCUGUCUUCUACGUCUUCUGUGUCUCUAUCAUGGUUUUCCCCGCGGUCUCCUCCGGGAUCCAGUCUGUCAACAAGGACGGCGGCAGCCCCUGGACCACCACCUUCUUCACCCCUCUCACCAGUUUCUUCCUGUACAAUGCAGCAGACUUUUGUGGCAGGCAGGCGACAGCUUGGCUUCAGGUACCAGGACCCACCAGUCGGGUUUUGCCUGCUCUUGUCCUGUGUCGCUCAGCUUUGGUACCUCUCUUAAUGUUUUGUAACUACCAGCCAAGGGACCACCUCCACUCAGUGUUAUUCACACAUGACGCCUAUCCCAUAGUCUUUAACUGCAUCCUAGGGCUUUCCAAUGGCUACCUCGGUACUCUACCAAUGAUAUAUGGACCAAAAGUUGUGUCGCGAGAUUUGGCAGAGGCCACUGGCGUUGUAAUGUCAUUCUUUCUUACGUUGGGACUGACUGUUGGAUCAGCCUUCUCUGUACUCAUUGUGCACUGUAUCUGAAUUAAUCAUGUCAUUUUUGUAAUGUGGUUUAACUAAACAUUGUUGAGCCAAAUAGACUCACCAAGUUAAGUGAACUGGCAAAACUUCUCCACAGAUGUUGACAGAAGGGCACUCCUGACCAAGAAGCAUUAGUAAUGUUAAAAUUUAAUUGUGUAAAUGUUUACAUGGAUUAGCAUGUCAGUCACAUUGUGAUUUGACAUUGUCCUUUGUGCAUUUGAUCUCACGUCGUACUUCUAUUUUUAGAAGUGUUUUGGUAAAUAUAAAAAAUAAAAUGCAUUAACAUGUGUAAUUGGUCUUUAUGCAAUAAACUCAUCAUUUCCAA
Boleophthalmus pectinirostris (great blue-spotted mudskipper) is the source of this 1978-nucleotide messenger RNA. It is a transcript of the gene slc29a3, whose product is annotated as solute carrier family 29 member 3. The record is from RefSeq and is a predicted model, not a curated record. Gene Ontology annotation, cellular component: plasma membrane; Golgi apparatus. Lineage: Eukaryota; Metazoa; Chordata; Actinopteri; Gobiiformes; Gobiidae. Gene Ontology annotation, biological process: nucleoside transmembrane transport. Gene Ontology annotation, molecular function: nucleoside transmembrane transporter activity. The coding region runs from base 250 to 1656 and encodes 468 amino acids. The transcript has 7 exons.